This is a messenger RNA of Xenia sp. Carnegie-2017, 3610 nucleotides long. RefSeq names its product adhesion G-protein coupled receptor D1-like. Gene Ontology annotation, cellular component: membrane. The record is from RefSeq and is a predicted model, not a curated record. The transcript is spliced from 30 exons. Lineage: Eukaryota; Metazoa; Cnidaria; Anthozoa; Malacalcyonacea; Xeniidae. Gene Ontology annotation, biological process: adenylate cyclase-activating G protein-coupled receptor signaling pathway; cell surface receptor signaling pathway. Gene Ontology annotation, molecular function: G protein-coupled receptor activity. Bases 310 to 3237 code for a protein of 975 amino acids.
UGCUUUGGAAUUCUAGCGAGCCACACGCGUUAGCGGCGUUUGCAGAUAGCUAACUGGUAUUUUGAGCUUCAAUGUUGGAUAAAUUUAGAACAUAAAGUGGAAAAGAUUUAUUCCAAAUAUCUACCUGACUUCUGUGCGGGUGAUCACAAAACCAUCUCCUCAAACGUGAGAACUUGGCGAAGAUGGAGCAUAAAAGCACGGUGCUGCACUAGCCAUAGUUGACAUCAAUCAAAGAAAUCGCUCUACGUUUGGUUCGGUCAUUUGGAUAAACGAAUUUAGAAAAGAGAUUGCAUCAAUACAUUACACGAUAUGGCGGAAAAUUUUCUUCUGAGUGUCAUGGUUGCCAUCUCAUAUCUAUACGGUGUGUCGGAUCAUCCAUUUUUAGCGGCGGGACUGGAACCGUCUGCAAGCGAAAUCUUACUCCAUUAUGAUUUUGAGAAAACGGUAGAUAAAAAGGUGUUGGAUCAGUCAAUUUAUCAGAGAAAUGCGACAAUAUAUGACCAAUAUUUGAACCUAACUAGUGGAAAGUGUAACAAUGGCGUAUUGCUGAACCAUAGACCUUUAAGAUUUAUAGAUUGGUCUUCUGGUGUUGGUAGCAUUUCAAGUUUUAAUAUAACUAUUGCUGCUUGGAUUUAUUUAAAUGAGUUUUAUGUUUUGAAAGCAAAAGAAAAAUGUCCGCUUUGUAACAGAACCAUCCCAUGUAAAAAGUUUGCUGAUGACAGAACACUUUUUUCAAGUUUUAUGCACCAAAAUAUCAAUGACAUAUUUUUCAAAUUUGAAGUCGGGAAAGAUAGAUAUCUUCGUUGGUAUUUCUUGUUUGAAAAACCCUUUAAGCUUCAUGCUAAUAAAUCUAGAAUAAAGCUUGGUGUUUGGCAACACGUUGCUGUCAGCUUCACCUUCUUUCGAGGACAAACAAAUUGCACAUUUUUCAUCAAUGGCACAGAGUUUCAAAGUAAAUCCUUACAUACUGAUAAGUAUAACAAAACGUUGAUGAACGUACGAAUUGGUCCUCUUGGUAGACUCAAUUUCAUUGGUACCUCUGGUGCCUGUGGUGUAAAGCCAUUCAGUGGUGUUAUUGAUGAUCUUUACGUAUUGAACAUCUCCAUGUCUAGUGAGGAAAUUCGCCGUUUAAUGAUGACGCCUUGCGACGAGAAAACAAAUAGUUCGGUAGAACCAACAGCGUCAGAACCAAUAGCGUCAGAAAGCAGUUCUACCACUUCGUCAAUCUUUGUUCCGGAGAUUGUAGUUUCGGAUACAGAGGCUGCAAAACCUGUCGAUAAACCGGUUUCAAAGAUCCAAUCUACCGUUGAGUUCACUUCAAAGAUAUCGCCCACAGGCGUAUCAUCAUCACAGAUCCAAUCUCUCGUUGAGGUCACUCCGACGACUUCGUCUGCAGGCCUGUCAACGGUCCAAUCUACCGUCGAUGUCACUUCAAAACUAUCGCCUUUAAGCGUGUCAUCAAUCCAAUCUACCAUUGAGUUUACUUCAGAGAUAUCGCCUACAAGCGUGUCAUCAAUCCAAUCUACCGUUCAGGUCACCCCAUCAGCAUUGCCUACAAGAAUGUCAACGAGCUCUACAACAAGAAGCUUAGAAGAAGCGAAAAGACUUCUCUCGGAGCUUAUCUCGGGGUUUGGAGGAAAGAGCGGUCGGGCAAUAUUAGAACAAACACGGAAACUUGAAAAAGACGUGCUUACAAUAGCAAGAAAUGCUUUGAACGGAAACCAGUCGAUUACCUACGAUAAUGCGAGCGCCCUCCUUUUGUUGUCUGCUCCGUCUGCUGGUUUUACGUUUCCAUCGAUGAAGUUGAAAGGAAGAAAAAAAGUAAAUGAAAGCAUCAGUUUUCCAGAUGACUUAGUAAAGACAAACAGCGGAGAGCAAAGAUAUUUUGUUGGCAUUUCGUACAAUAAUCUUCACAAGUUCCUCUCCAAGAAUAUCACAAAAUUUCGACAAAAGCCAAACACGCACCUUACACUGACAAGUAACAUUAUUGCAGCAGCGGUUUAUCCACCAUUAAAGACUAAUCUAACUAAUCCAAUCAAGAUCACCUUUGAUCAUAAGAUCAGUGAUGAUCGCGAGCCAGUCUGCUCAUUUUGGAAUCACUCGAUUAGGACCGGAAAUAAAAUAUCUGGCCAAUGGUCCUCUGAGGGAUGCGAAUUUGACAAAAACGAAUCGACACCAGGACAUACCGUUUGUCGGUGUAACCAUUUAACUAACUUUGCCUUGUUAUUACAACGUAGAACAGAUUCAUACGUUGAACAACCACUGUCCCUGAAAAUCAUUACAAUCGUAGGAUGUUCACUGUCAAUCCUUGCUUGCCUGCUUUGUUUCAUCAUGUUCCUGACGCUCAAGAAAAGAGAUAUACGCCAUUAUCUGCACAUCAAUCUGACUUUUGCUAUUGCUGUCGCCCAAAUUCUACUUCUCUUUGGUGUAAAUAAAACAAAAAAUGAGGGUUUAUGCAAAGCGAUGGCCAUAAGCUUGCAUUAUUUUUAUCUUGUCGCCUUUAUGUUUAUGUUGUGUGAAGGCGUGCAUCUGGCUAUUCUUAUCGAGACUGCAUUUCUUCAUGGUGACGUAAAAUUGCCUGUUUACCUGAUUGCAAGUUGGGGUCUCCCAUCCAUCAUUGUCGGUAUAACUGUUGGUGUACGUUACGACAACUAUGGCGGUAAUCAGUCUUGCUUCAUUUCCGCUCACGAGGGAACCAUUUACGCAUUUUUUGGUCCGUUCGCUUUCGUCUUAUUGAUCAAUUUUGUGAUCAUCAUAAUGGUUCUAAGACAAGUCAUAAAGAAGACAUCAUUGCCUGUGUCGUCCAAAACAGCUUCAAAAUUUGACAUCGUAAGAGCAACCAUUCGUUCUCUGGUUAUCUUGUUUCCCGUCAUGGGUCUAACCUGGAUAUUUGCAAUCCUCUAUUUUGGUUUUCAAACGCGGGUCUUCGAGUACCUCUUUGCGAUUUUCUCUUCUCUUCAGGGAUUCUUUAUAUUUCUGCUUCAGUAUGCACUCAAUACUGAGAAUCGAUUGGCUUUCCUGCGAGCGACCAAGAGAUGGCAGCUUAGUAUGACGUCAUCUUUCAGUCAUUCAACUAACAAUACCAAGCGAAGCUCCUUGAUGACCAAAACAUCCAGCCAUAACGAAAAAGAAGCUUUGAACACCAUGGGAGGUCAAUGUAAACUAACUGUGUACAAUAGCUUAGAUCCUGGUCAUGGCGAUACAAUUAACAGUCGCACGACGAGUACUUUUAUAUAGCUUUACUGAUAUUAUCCAAAAGCUCAACUCGUCCAACGGUGUAAAAAGUAUAUGUAUAUUUCACUUGAACUUUCAUAACUUAAAGAUAUGUGAAUUGAAUAGUUGCCUAAAUGUUUCUGUCAUUUCCAAAGGAAGAAGGCUUUGCGUCCUUCGCUUAGAGUAACUUUUAAACACUUGUAUAUUUAAAUCAAAACGUGUUUUGAGUCGUCGAAGUUGAUUCAAGAUUCGACCAUUAUGUAAUAUUACGCCAGCAGCAAUGACGUAAUUAGAAAUAGAACGUAUAAUACCAUUUUGAGACUGGUUUCUCAAAAUGGUUGUAAAAAUCUUCUUAAUAUAGUUAUUGUUGUAUUGAAUAAAUCGAUAUCGUGUUUAA